AUGCGACAUGUGGUGCAGGAAAGUCUGAUGGCAGGAACACGUGAAGCACACGACUGCCACGGCAACUCCGGUCUGCAAAAGGCCCAGCUUGCAAAUCGAAUCUGUUGGACUUGGACAUCACAACGAAACGCCCGCCGCGAAGCAAACGGUGGCCGAAAAGGAUUAAUACCAGGCUGUGCUGCUGUGGACCUGUGGUGGCCGCGAAGCAAUGGAGGCCGCGGUGGCCACGAGUACGAGGGUGCCCCUCCCUCUGCUGCCCACCGCGGGAGGCCCCUGCUCCCGUCGGGCCUGGCGCGGCCCCGCCGCGGGUUCGCCUCCAUCUCCGCAACCACCUCCACAUUCGGCGCAGGCGGCAGCGGCGGCGGAGGCCGCAUAUCUGGUGGUGGCGGCGGCGGCGGUGGUGGGGACGACUCCGGUGCCGGCGCGGCAGCGUCCGCCGUGGCUGUGGAGGCUCUGGGUGAGGCCGAGCAGCAGGCGGACGGCGACUCCGACGCAAUCGUGCUCCAUGUCGGGGGAAUGUCUUGCGGCGGAUGCGCGGCCAAGGUGAAGCGGAUUCUCGAGAGCCAGCCUGAGGUUGCUGCAGCUACAGUUGACGUCGAAAAGGCCACCGCUCUUGUGUGGAUGACACCUGAAGCGAAGGCUACCAAAGAUUGGCAAAAGCAAUUGGCCGAGAAGCUUGCCAAUCAUCUCACCUCUUGCGGGUUCCAGUCUCAUCUGCAAGGUGAAGGCGAAGCUGAACAAACUGAUUCUUGA
Messenger RNA from Miscanthus lutarioriparius, 753 nucleotides. Lineage: Eukaryota; Viridiplantae; Streptophyta; Magnoliopsida; Poales; Poaceae. The record is from the annotation of a GenBank genome assembly.